AUGAUCGCCUUCCGCAACACCAUCAUCUUGGUCGUCGUCAUUUCCCUCUUCACCUUCAUAGCUCUCUUCGGUCGACUUCCAGCUCUACGGAAAACUCCCAUCGGCUUCAGUCACAGGCUUCUGUGCAUUUACAUUCCCAAUGGCUUUCGACGCUUCGAUGCACGCUACACUGGUGGUCGCAUGAACACAAACCUAGCUCGCUUGAGCAACUACCUCUUCCACCAAAAGAACCCCCUCGUUCUACUCCUGUUCCUCUUCCUCUUGACAGGAAGUGCGACUCUUUUCCUUCGUGCCACCCUUCCUCACCUCGACACGAACUUGAUCCUGCCAAUCCCUCUGGUGCUACUGCCUCCCUACAUUUUCACCUAUCUCUGCGUCACGAGCAAGAUCGACUACAUUAAUCCUGUAAAUCAUGCUUCGGCAAUGCGACACUACCCCUACGAUCACAUCCUCUUCCGGCCCGACCACGUCUGCCGUACCUGCAACUUCACAAAACCCGCAAGAAGUAAACACUGCUCGCUAUGUGGUGUCUGUGUCGCAAGAUGUGAUCACCACUGUGCAUGGAUAAACAACUGUGUUGGAAGGCAUAACUACCGAUAUUUCCUGCUCUUGCUGCUGAGUAUUGGAAUCGUGGAACUCUAUGGCGCGUAUCUGUCCUGGGCAAUUCUGUCACCACACCUUCAUCUCGGUCACUCAAACCACGGCUGGUUCGAGAAACAGUACUGGGCAGAAUUGGGCAAUGCUUUUGUCUUUGCUAUGAGCAUUGGUGGAAUUAGUGUUGCUGGUGUCGGUCUCCUUGCCAUCACUACUUCGCCCUUACCCUUCGCACUCUUAGCAUAUCAUAUCUACCUCAUCUGGGCUGGCAUGACGACAAAUGAAAGUGCGAAGUGGGCAGAUUGGCGAGAUGACAUGACAGAUGGUGUAGCAUGGAUAGGGAAGCGCAGUAUCGUCGAAGCUCACAACAAGGAGCGUAAAGCACGCCAUCUGCGGAAUCGCAAUAGACUGACUGGUAUGACCGGUCCAGUAUCAGACUCUGAAGAAGAUGAUGAAGAGGAAUACGUUCCUUGGCCCAAGCACAGUGAUCAGAUCAUUGUCAGCACAACAGACGGAAAGGCUCCUACAGGACAGGAACAGCUCUGGGAGAGGUGCACAAGUCUGGACAUGGUAGAGAACAUCUACGAUUUGGGCUUCUGGCAGAACUUUGUCGCUGUCAUGACUGGUAGGUAG
Messenger RNA from Aureobasidium melanogenum CBS 110374, 1227 nucleotides. Its product is annotated as zf-DHHC-domain-containing protein. The coding region runs from base 1 to 1227 and encodes 408 amino acids. NCBI's taxonomy places the organism in Eukaryota, Fungi, Ascomycota, Dothideomycetes, Dothideales, Saccotheciaceae. The record is from RefSeq and is a predicted model, not a curated record. Gene Ontology annotation, molecular function: protein-cysteine S-palmitoyltransferase activity. Gene Ontology annotation, cellular component: endoplasmic reticulum; Golgi apparatus. Gene Ontology annotation, biological process: protein targeting to membrane; peptidyl-L-cysteine S-palmitoylation. The transcript has a single exon.